AUGAUAAAUCCCUUGCCGAUUCUUUCCGACCACGCUGCGUGGCUAAUAAGCGACUCAGCCAAACGCAUAAGAACACGAAGAUCUCUUUGCUCGAGUUCCGGCUGGAUCAACAAUCUCCGGAUGGGCGACAGCAAAUCGACCAGACUUCCGCGAAAAGUAUCGAACAGUGUUCGUCUCCAAGGCAACGGCGUGAGGUUUAUCAAACCACGCACCCUCGGCAGACGCCAGUAUAAAUGCUGUGCGUAUUGCUGCUCUGCACCGCAGACUCCGACUAAAGGUGCGGUAGAUCUUGGGGCUAGCGGAACCUUCAAGACAAACUCACAUCCGGUAAUCUCACUGCCACUCGCCAGCAAAGUCAAAGGGCUUGGCAACGAUGAAGUCAAGAAUAAAGAGUGUGAAAAGGUUCAUACGCAUGAAGGAAACUUCACCACUGUUGAAAACCAAUAUUAUAAAAUUCGUGCAAAAACUACCACGCUGCUCAUAGACUGCUAG
Messenger RNA from Eimeria tenella, 492 nucleotides. RefSeq lists its product as uncharacterized. The record is from RefSeq and is a predicted model, not a curated record. The transcript has a single exon. Lineage: Eukaryota; Apicomplexa; Conoidasida; Eucoccidiorida; Eimeriidae. The coding region runs from base 1 to 492 and encodes 163 amino acids.